Durusdinium trenchii is the source of this 2001-nucleotide messenger RNA. The record is from the annotation of a GenBank genome assembly. Lineage: Eukaryota; Dinophyceae; Suessiales; Symbiodiniaceae.
AUGGAUGAGCCAGCUCAGAAGCAGUUUGUUGCAGACAACAUGGAUUCUGAUCUUCAAUUCGUUUUGGCGGAUUCUGGUGUUGGAGCUGGAACAUCAAGUGGCGAUCGCACGCCAUUAUGGGAGCUUGCGGAAGUUUAUGCGCCUUACGUGACACCAGGGCUGAGGUUCGAAGGGCUUGACACCCCGGAAGGUCGUGCGCAAUCGGCCUCAGUGGUUUCUUCUUGGGAGGUGGCCCAGGAGUACAUCGCGAAGGAGGUCGAGAUCCGAGCUGAGGCAAAGGUGCUUGGCCAACCCCGUGCACUGCAGGUGCACGAGCGUCAAGCAAUGUUGAAAGCAGUUGAACAGGUGUACGGCAUUUUGCAGGAAGCUGAAUCUCCUUCCGCUGAUUACCUUUCGGUCAAGGCAGAGGAAACGGAGUCAAACGAACCCAUCGCCGCACCAUUAGAUGAGGUGACUAGCAAGAAGGACUCGACGACAUCGGGCAUGCAGUACAGGGCUAAGGCUUGGCUGCAUGGUUUGACACCUGAUCCCUUCAACCGUUUUGUUGACUUUAUCCUCGGGGAUCGUGUUUACAAUAUCCAGGUGCCUUCGCUCCAGGGUGAGGGAGUGCAGAAAGUGAAGCCUGAUUGGACUAUCAUUUUGGCAUAUGAACACAAGUUGCGCAAAGAAGCUUUCAAACUUGUCAUUCGUGAAGGCUACACAUUGGCCGAGGCCCUUGGUUCUGUGAUCAAAGAUGCUGACCUGAAGGAGACGUACUUCACCACACCGGUUGCACUUCGAGCUGCGAUGUCCGUUGAGAGGCACCCGCCAAACAAAUUCCAGCGUUCAUCUUACAAGGGUUUUGGCGACUUCAAAGGUGAUUGGAAGGGCAAAGGCAAGUCUUGGAAAGGGGGGAAAGGUGACAAAGGUGGGAAAGGUAGCAAGGGUGAGGUCAAAGUCAUGUAUUUAUUUGCUGGGAAGAAGCGCCAGGCUGGCAACAGUAAGGGUGAGGGCAAAGACCUGGGCACGACUGAGGGUGGUCCUCCUUGCCCGAACUUUUCCAUGGUCAACCAAACUCAAAAACCCAUUGUUGAUUUGACUUCGGGUGAGCCCGUACGCGAGCCUUCAGUUGAGAGCAUUCGUCCUUUGACGCAAGCAGAUGAAGUUGAAGCUUUCGACAUGGUAUCCUGUUUGAACUCUGGUCACCCGAUCAGGGUCGAGUGGGACACGUUUGAGCGUGACUUCAUAGAUGGAUUUGGGCUUUGGUCACCCACAAGAUGGCCUCCGGCUGCAAGGGGUGUAAGGCGCUCUGUGGCAAUGAAACGUUUGGCAUUUGAGACCUUUUCUCUUCUUGCUGACACCGUGCGGCAGUGCAUACCGGAUGUUAGGUCCGCGGCCUUUGCAUUAGUGACUGGCAAGUUUCAGGCCUCACCAUUCGUCGGCGAACCUUUGGAAAGCUUGCGAACUCAGUGGGCAGGACUCCUGCGAGAUCCUGCUGAUGCUUUGGUGAUUGAUAGUGGUCAGCCGUUUUUACUACGGGGCAUGGCACAGUGGCUCACUGUUUUCGAGGAUCCGGAUGUUGGUUGGCUCGUCGACGCUGAAGAUUGUUUUGCCACGGGAGUCCCACUAGGUGUUGAUGCACCCUUGCCUCGGUCCCCGCAGGUGUUUCCGGAGAAAGUUAAGCACAGAAAGCUUGUUGAUUCCGAUUUCAACCCAGUUGCAUCGAACUAUCCUUCGGCUCAGCUGUCUACUGCCGAAUUGGAGUCGAAGUUUCGAGAGGAGGAACUGGCGGGGCGCAUGUACCCCACACGGUACUCAGUCUUGAAGGAGGAGUUCGGUGAAGAACGCAUUCGGAUUGCAUCGAUGGCUGCCAUAACCAAGCCUGAUGGGUCGAUCAGACCACUACACGAUGGGACUCAUUCGGUGCAGGUCAACAACCGCAUCGUGUACAGAGACCAGAUCCAGUGCCCCGGCCCACCUGAGGUGGCUUCAGUGGUGAGGGAGUCUGUUGAGACUCGCGAG